AUGGCAGCAUCCACUCAGGCCAUUCUCUCCCUGGCGGACGAGAUCAAGAGUCUUGCCACUGAAGAGUCGACUUCUCCUUCAGGAGCACGACAUGUCCAACUUCUUCAGCGUGUGGAUGAGUUAAAGUUGGCCAUCGAGUCACCCACCGACACUAUCCUUCGUCUUAUUUACCAGCCGCCCCAAAAUGCCGCUCUACGGACCGUCAUUGAUCUUGGUAUCUUCCCGCUGCUCGUGGAGAGCAAGAGUGGGGUCUCCGCGGCCGAGUUGGAGGAGCGUACUGGUGCUGAAAGGGGGUUGAUCGUCCGUCUCAUGAGAGUCAUGGCUGGUCUUGGGCUCUGUGCCAGUCAUGAAUCGGAAGUGUAUUCCCCCACGGACAAGACUUUGGCCAUGACCCAGCCCAUCGGCCGGGAUGGAGUUUCGUGCCUAUUUGACCUCGUUGUCCCCACCCUUAGCAAACUUCCGGAAUAUCUUCGCUUGCACAACUACUCUAAUCCCAAGGAAUAUUCCCGCUCGCCUAUGCAGUGGGCCGUGGGUAAGAGUCAGUUCGAAUGGAUGAAUGAGCACAAGGAACAACAGACCACUUUCAACUCGUACAUGUCCAGUCGGCGCGAGGGUAAACCCAGCUGGUUCGAUGUUUACCCCAUCGAGAGCCUCAUCCAGGAGGCAGUCCCGUGCGCGGAGAUGCCCUUCAUCGUUGAUGUCGGUGGGAACCAGGGCCAUGACUUGGCCAAGCUGCGCGAUCGCUACCCCAACCACCCAGGUAGAUUGAUCUUGCAGGAUCUGCCCAAGAUUGUGGCGCCCGUUGAUAGGCCCGGCAUUGAGACCAUGGGGUACAGCUUUUUGGAUCCUCAGCCUGUCAAGGGGGCUCUCGCCUAUUACUUCCGCGCCAUUUUCCACGACUGGCCAGACCACAUCUGCCAGAAAAUCCUCCUGAAUACCAUCUCCGCCAUGGAUCCUAAGUACUCACGCAUCCUUAUUGUCGACUGGGUUCUCCCAGACACCAAGGCUCCACUCCUCCAGUCCUCGAUGGACAUUCAGAUGAUGAGCAUCGGUGCCGGAGUCGAGAGAUCCGAGAGACAAUGGAGGGAGCUGCUGGGAGGUGCUGGCUUGGAGAUCAAGCAGAUCCACAAUAGUCACCCCGGCAUGGAGUCGAUUAUCGAAGCUGUUCGUAUUGGUUCGGAGGCUUCGGCAUAA
Messenger RNA from Aspergillus wentii DTO 134E9, 1194 nucleotides. RefSeq lists its product as uncharacterized. Gene Ontology annotation, molecular function: O-methyltransferase activity. Bases 1 to 1194 code for a protein of 397 amino acids. Lineage: Eukaryota; Fungi; Ascomycota; Eurotiomycetes; Eurotiales; Aspergillaceae. The transcript is spliced from 5 exons. The record is from RefSeq and is a predicted model, not a curated record.